Molecule: messenger RNA, 2294 nt
Organism: Alosa sapidissima (American shad)
Lineage: Eukaryota; Metazoa; Chordata; Actinopteri; Clupeiformes; Clupeidae
Gene: phgdh
Product: phosphoglycerate dehydrogenase
Exons: 12
Coding region: 272-2002 (576 amino acids)
Biological process (GO): L-serine biosynthetic process
Molecular function (GO): phosphoglycerate dehydrogenase activity; NAD binding
Source: RefSeq, a predicted model, not a curated record
ACGGGGCCUACAGUCAGGAACCCUGACAAACUUCGAGCUAAAGUCACCAUCCCUAACAAAAUUGCCUGUCAUGUGCUGUUCCAAUUGAUCAGGUGCCUCGCCUUAAAAUAACUUGCCUAAUUAGCACAUGCCUCCUGUUAACCUAUGUGCCUAUCUGUUGCCGUGUUGCAAUCGUUUAUCCAAUUUUUAGACAUAGGGAUCCCAUCGGGUGGUUUUUCUGGUUAACUUAGUUUGUUAGGCACUCCCAAUUUCUCCCAAGCGUGUAGGCUUGAUGGGGGCGGAGUUGUCCAGUCAUCCUCUCCUCAAAGUCCGCCCAUCCCUCGUCUACUCAUUCAAAACCAACGAGGUUGAAACAUUUACCCCGACAUACGCUCCAGACAAGGCAGUGUGUGCCCCACAUCGACGAGAAACCUGCAAAAUGGCCCCGGUAUUAAUCAAACGCAUUUUAAUCAGUGAAAGUGUGGACGCUUGUUGCAAAAAGAUUCUGCAAGAAAAUGGCAUUGAAGUUACGGAGAAGCAGAACAUGAGCAAGGAUGAGUUGAUUGCUGACAUAAAGAACUACGACGGUCUAGUAGUGCGGUCUGCCACAAAAGUGACAGCCGAGGUAAUCAAUGCGGCAAGCAAUCUCAAAAUCAUCGGGCGAGCAGGGACUGGAGUGGACAACGUGGAUGUGGAGGCGGCCACCAAAAACGGCAUCAUUGUCAUGAACACCCCAAGUGGCAACACUAUCAGUGCCGCUGAAUUGACCUGCGCCCUUAUCAUGAGUCUCUCAAGGCAUGUGCCACAAGCAGAUAUGUCCAUGAAGGCUGGAAGGUGGGACCGUAAAAAGUUCAUGGGCGCGGAGUUGUAUGGAAAGGUACUGGGCAUCGUCGGAUUGGGCAGGAUCGGGAAGGAGGUGGCCAGUAGAAUGCAGUCUUUCGGGAUGAGGACGAUUGGCUACGACCCCAUCACCCCCGUGGAAGUGUCCGCCUCCUGGGGGGUGGAGCAGAUGUCUCUGGAGCAGUUGUGGCCCCAGUGUGAUUACAUCACAGUGCACACCCCGCUCAUGCCCUCCACCACAGGGCUUCUGAACGAUGAGUCGUUUGCCAAGUGCAAGAAGGGAGUGAAGGUGGUGAACUGUGCUCGGGGUGGCAUCAUUGACGAGGCGGCCCUGCUCCGCGCCCUGGAGUCUGGGCAGUGUGGGGGUGCCGGCCUGGAUGUGUUUGUGGAGGAGCCUCCAAAAGAACGCGCGCUGGUGAACCACCCUAACGUGGUCAGCUGCCCCCAUCUGGGCGCCAGCACCAAGGAGGCCCAGGCGCGCUGUGGGCAGGACAUCGCCCUGCAGAUGGUGGACAUGGUGAAGGGCAAAGCUCUGGUGGGAGCGGUGAAUGCCCAGGUUUUGGCCAGUACAUUCUCCCCUGAGUCUCACCAGUGGAUCAGGCUUGGAGAGGCCAUGGGUGCAGUGCUGAGGGCAUGCACCUCCUCAAAGCAGCCCUACAGCCAAGUGCAAAUCACCACCACGGGUGACUGCCUAAAGAAGUCCACUGGUUUCCUCAGCUCAGCGGUUGUGGUCGGGCUUCUGACCGACAGCUCAAGUGGUGGUCCUAACCUGGUGAACGCGCUGACCCUGGCCAAGGAGACGGGCCUUGAGGUGGCCAUGAAGCACGAUGACGGCGCGGGCGGCGCGGCGUGUGUGGUGGAGGUGUGUGUGAACGGCACGCGCAGCAAGGCCCAGGGCUCGGUGCAGGCCGACGCUCCGGUCCUGGAGGAGCUGGAGGGCAGCCCGUUCAGGCAGCCCGUCCCCCUGGCUGGACACCUGCUUUUCUUCAAGGCCGCCGCCUCGCCCCAGCUCCUGCCCUCCAUCACAGGUGCCUUGGCAGCAGCAGGUGUGGAAAUGGAGUCGUUUAGCGCCCCCACUGCCCGUGGUGGUGAGCAGUGGUACUGCGUGGGGAUUUCCUCCUUGAUGGGAGAUCUUGGCGCUCUCAAGGCCUUGGUGAAGGAAGCAGCCCAGAUUACUGUUUGAAAUUAGCAAGAAGCCACUUUCCCCAAGGGACCAGUGUUCUAGCAUUCCACAGUCUAAUAAUCUAACCAUACUUUAUGUCUAUUGUUAACUUUUACAUCUGCUGUAUGUAUUAACAUUUCAGUCCGAUAUGGAAAGUUUUAUAAUAAGCGCUUGGGUAAAGUUGUUAUUUGACAUUUGUUUACAACGUGCACUUACAUGUUACAGACAGGUUUAUUAUGUGAUUAAACUCCUGUUUAAUAACAAUCUUUCAUGUGUUUGUGUUUCAUAGAUAAUAAAAACUUGUUUAAGAGAA